GCGAGCGAUGAGGCGAAGAAGAGUGGAAGAAGAGGAGGAGGAAUUCGAAGCGGCGGAGCUCUCGCCGGUGCCACCACCGCGUCCACCGUCGGCAGAGGAGGAGGACGAAGAGGCGGCGCCGCCAACGUGCGGGAAGGGCCACCGGUCGUCGCUGGCUGUGGCGACGGCGGAGGGGGGGUUCAUUUGCCUCGCGUGCUUCUCGGCGCUGCUGUCUGAUCCCUGCUCCCCCUCCCACCACGUCUCCUACGCCCUUUCCCAGCUCUCCCUCGCCAUCCGGAGCCCCGCCUUCCUCCGCGCCCUCCACACGUGCCACCCCCACCUGCUCGUGUCCCCGCUCGUGCGAGCUCUCGCCGCCACUGAUGACGAGCCCCUCGCCCACCAGCUGAUCGACCUCGUCUCCGAUCUCUGCUACCGCUGCUGCGGCGGUGGAUUCUCCGCCUCCACCGCCGCCGCCGCCUCCGUGUCCGGCGAUUUCAUUGCCCAGAUCGCCGAUCUUCUCUCUUCCGGCGCACUCGCGUGGAGCCGACGCCAGGUUUAUAUGCUGCAUUGCUUUGGAAUCCUAUUGAAUUCUCAUCAGAAUGAUAACCAUGCAUCCCACAUCAGAGAUAAAGAUGCCCUUUUCUCCAACCUUGUCAUUGGUCUUCAGCUUCCAAGUGAAGAUAUUCGUGGUGAGAUUAUGUUCGUCCUGUAUAAGCUAUCCCUUUUACAAGCCACACCUUGGGACGAAGAUAACAAUGAUCAUGUUGACACUGAUCUGUCAUCAACUGGAGAGAGGCUGCUGCGCCUUUCACUUGAAGUUCUGCUCAAGACACAAAAUGAUGACGUCCGCUUGAACUGUGUCGCAUUGCUGACAGUGUUAGCUAGAAGAGGCAUCUUUGAGGACUUAUUUGCAAAUGAUCAAACUGGUAGUAAUAUCAGAGGAGAUAGUUUUGUGCAUUCAGAUGACACAGUGUUGCAUAUCCCUCUCAUUAACUUGUUUGCUGAUGCAAUCAAAGGUCCUCUUCUUUCUUCUGACACUCAAGUGCAAAUCAACACCUUGGACUUGAUCUUUCAUUCCCUAUCCUCGAGUUUGAACUGUGCUAAACAGAUGCAAGCUCUUGUUGAAGAAAACAUUGCAGAUUAUGUUUUUGAAAUACUCAGACAUUCAGGAAACAAGGAUCCCCUGGUCAUUUCGUGCAUCCAGGUUCUAACUCUUUUAGCAACUGCAGAGGAAGUCUUCAGACAGCGAGUCGUGAUAGGAUUUCCUACACUGCUUUCUGUUUUCCGCUAUGCAACAGAGAUACCUCUUCAUCCAGUUCAAUCUCAUGUGUUAAAUCUUGUUUCGACUUGCAUCUCAGACUGUCCAGGAAUUAUGUCAAUGUCUCAAGUAGAAGAAACAGCUCUAAUCUUGACUGGAUUUUUUAGAAGACAUACCAGAGGGGAGCUGGGUAUGCUUCCCAAAACCUUCACCUUGGCCUGUUCAACAUUCGUGGAGAUUCUUAAAUCACCAUCUGCUUGUCAUGUCCUGAAAUUGACACCAGCAAUCCAAGAGGCAUCAAGAAAUGCUUUGAUGCUGUCUCUUACAUCUCAAGAAUAUCCCAACGAACUUUUGUUAUAUUCCCUCUACCUUCUGAAAGAAGUACAUGCAUACAGUUGUGAAGAAAGUUUGGCUACAAACUCAGGCAGCAAGGAACUGGAGAACAGCAUAAUAGAAUCAUGUGAAACAUAUCUGAUGCCUUGGCUUGGAAGGGUCAUUGAUGAAGGGGAAGAUGAGGAACUAGUACUAGGAGUUCUUGAAACUUUUCAUCUUAUUUUGCUUAAAGGAUCUGAAUCUCAAUCCAGGAAGUUUGCGGAAACACUGGCUUGUUCAAAUUGGUUUAGUUUGUUAUUUGGAUUCUUGGGUUUGUUUCCAUCAGAGCAGAUGAAACUAAGAGUAUAUUUGAUGUUUAGUUCAGUAGUUGAUAGACUUCUGGGCACCAACUCUGGACAACCCAUUAGAGAUGCCUAUGUGUAUCUCCCGUCAGACCCUCUAGAGCUGAUAUAUUUACUUGGGCAAAGGAGCUCGCAUGAUUUAAACUUGGCUUCCUGUCAACGUGCAGUUCUUCUAAUGUUAUAUGUCAGCACAUUGUAUGGCGAUAGAUUUAUUGAUGGGAACCAAGUGUUGGCUUCAUUGGAGCAAUAUAUUCUAGUUAACAGCAACAACUUCUCAUGUGCAAUUGCUGAUUCCAUGAUGCUGACUGAACUGGUGCUUCUCUAUGGCCUUGUCAGAGGUGCUCCAAUUGGCUACAGGACAACAUACAGUCCAGAAGCUGAGAAAGCUAUAUUUCAUUUGAUAGCCAAAAAUGAGUGGGAUUUGCUCUCUAUGGGUAUCCAUCCAGCAGCAUUAAAGUGGCUUUUUCAACAAAAAGAAAUCAUGACACCCUUGUCUUACCAGAUCUUGAAUUUCUGUAAAUUCUAUAGCACAAACAAGACCCAAAUAUAUGUGCAUGCUAGCAAUGCCCAGACACUGGACCUGCAAAUGAUUGCAGAACUCAUUGUUUCUGAAGAUAAUGAUGUUGGAUUACUGCUGGUAUCAUUACUUGGAAAGGCAAUAAAAGAAGGUAGAGAAGAUGAUAUAAUGAAUUUGGUGAAUGUCAUGGCAGGAAUUCUGAACAUAUUUCCUGACACUGCCAGCCAAUUCUGCUUGCAUGGCAUUGCAGAUGCACUACAAUGUCUCUGCUACUCAAUACAGUCUCCACAGAUCUUUGUAAACUGCUUGCUUUUAAUUUUCAAUAUUCUUUAUUCAGCAGAUUACAGGACACUCACGCAUGAUGAAGAGUGGCUUGCACUUACAAUAAAGUUGCUGGAACAUUUAAAUACUAAAUUAGCUUCCCAGUCAUGUGGCCAAGAAGAGUACCUAGUGAUAAGCAUUUUUUGCCUCAUUCUUCACCAAUCCACCAAGCAAGUGCUCAAAGAAGCUUCCAAAGUCAUAUUGCUGAACAAUUCUUUGGUUACUGCGGCUGAGAGCCUAAUACGGACAGCCUGUGCCAAAGGACCAGCCUUAGUUGAUUAUGAUGAAGAAACAACUAUUGGAGAAUCCUUGCUAUUUGUUCUUUUAUUAUACUUUUUCUCCUUAAAAAGCUUGCAUGCUACUUUACAGGAAACCAUGGAUUGGCAAGAUUUCCUUCAGUCAUCCAAUGAAGCCCAAACAUUGUCGGUACUCUGUCUCAGAUGCCAUGACUUAUGCAGGCUGACACACUUUGGAUCUUCUCUUGUCAAGUUGGUUGCUUCACAAUGUCUUGUUGAGUUGCUCACCAGAAUUUCAGAUCAAAGGAAUAGCAAAAAUGAUGAGCUAAGGUGCUCUUUGAGGUACCUAGAAUCCAUGAUGGCUGUGACAGAAGGUUUACUUUUCUAUGGAGAUACAUCAGUAGCCACAAAUUGUGGUGUCUGUUUUUCCAUGAUUUUAGGGUGGGAAAAGUUUGGGUUGCAGGAGAAGAGGGCAAUCAAAGAUUCCAAAUGGUGUAGGUUAGUCAUGGAGGAGUUGGCAAUGUCUUUGGCCGCUCCUGGUUUAGCAUCAACAUCCUUCACAAAUCAGCACAAGCCUGCAGUUCAUGUAGCCGUUGCAUUGCUCAAACUGGACCAAGUACCUGGGUGGAUGAAAUCUGUGUUUGAUACUUCAAGCAUCUCCGGGAUAGUUGACAACCUUUCUGCCAGCAAUGUGACUGCAGAGAUGGUUAAGCUCUUCACGGAGCUAAUGACCAGGAAAUAUAUGAACAAAGAACAAGUUUCUGCUCUACAUCGUUUGUUCCAGGUAUGCAGAAAACAAGUGUACAAAGACAGUUCCAAAAGGCAACUGAGGGAGGAGAAUUGUGAUGUGGUAGUUCCGAUCCCUGAAGAUAUUGGUAAAGUGUGCAGCCUGCUCAUUCACCUUAUGCUGUCCCCACCUAUGGAUGAUCAUACUGAAAUUCAAACAGAGCAAGAAAUGUUUUUGAAAGAAAUUGAUGUGUUUUUUCUAGAAUCAAGCAGAGAGUAAUAAAAAAUCAAAUAAAGGCUUCACCUAGACUUUGUCAAAUUUCAUUUACAUGCUCUAAUUGAUAUCAGCAUUCUUAUUAUUUUUACAUUCUUUUGUUUAUGUUGGUUGAGUGGAUGGAGUAGUUCUUACAAGUUAUAGUAUGUCUUCAUCUCUUUCUAUUGAUUCAACUACAGGCAUAAAUAAUAUGGUUGUCAUGUGUUUCC
Molecule: messenger RNA, 4194 nt
Organism: Phoenix dactylifera (date palm)
Lineage: Eukaryota; Viridiplantae; Streptophyta; Magnoliopsida; Arecales; Arecaceae
Gene: PRD1
Product: putative recombination initiation defect 1
Biological process (GO): meiotic DNA double-strand break formation
Source: RefSeq, a predicted model, not a curated record